This is a messenger RNA of Didymella exigua CBS 183.55, 1584 nucleotides long. RefSeq names its product methanesulfonate monooxygenase. Bases 216 to 1430 code for a protein of 404 amino acids. The record is from RefSeq and is a predicted model, not a curated record. NCBI's taxonomy places the organism in Eukaryota, Fungi, Ascomycota, Dothideomycetes, Pleosporales, Didymellaceae. The transcript has 2 exons. Gene Ontology annotation, molecular function: alkanesulfonate monooxygenase activity. Gene Ontology annotation, biological process: alkanesulfonate catabolic process.
AUACAGCCGUGAACCGGUGCUGUUGUGUGAUCACUCAACAUCGACCCUGAUGGUGCGGAAGGUCUCCGAAGAGCUUUGAUUGAUGAAUUAGCACUAUGAUUAAGGAGCUUAAAGCUGCUCAUCAGGAGGUAUAAAGGAGGUCGCCAACUGCGCGCUUCUCAUUAAGGAACUUGGCCGUGUAACAAUACCGGAUCUAGUCUUUCGAAACUUCCAAAAUGGCCGCACAAAAUGGCACAAACGAGUCGAAUGGCCACUCGCCCAUCCAACCCCACGAACUGAACACAGACCCGGACCGAGUUCUUUUCGCCUACUGGGUCCCCAACGUGUCCGGCGGCCUCGUGAUCUCCAAGAUCCCACAACGCACCUCCUGGGAUCUUAAGUCAAACACGCGCUACGCGCAGAAGGCCGAGAGCGUAGGCUUUGAGUACGCGCUGACCCAAAUCCGCUUCACAGCCUCGUACGGUGCGGCAAACCAGCACGAAUCCGUGACCUUCUCGCAAGCUCUUCUUCACCAGACAGAGCGGCUUAAGCUCAUCGCUGCGAUACUGCCGGGACCCUGGAACCCGACCAUUGCCGCGAAACAAAUCGCUAGCAUCGAUAACUACACCAAUGGGCGCAUUGCGGUGAACAUCGUCUCCGGCUGGUUCAAGGGCGAGUUCACGGCUAUCGGGCAGUGGUGGCUCGAGCAUGCCGAGCGGUACAGGCGGAGCCGGGAGUUCAUCGAGGCGUUGAAGGGCAUCUGGACCGCAGGAGACGAGGGAUUUACAUACGGAGGCGAUUUCUACCAGUACAGAGGGUACAAGCUGAGCCCCAAGCCAUUGAGGUGGGAGGGGCGAGAGCAUCCGGAGAUCUUCCAGGGCGGCAACAGCGACGAUGCACGCGAUAACGGAGCGCAGGUCAGUGACUGGUAUUUCAUGAACGGGAAUGAUCUGGACGGAUUCAGGACGCAGAUCCAGGACGUCAAGGAAAGGGCCAGGAAGGUGGGGCGCGAGCAGCAUGUGCGUUUCGCAGUGAACAGCUUCGUCAUCCUCAGAGACACGGAAGAGGAGGCAAUUCAGGUGCUCGGCGAAAUCCAGGGCAAGGCGGAUAUCGAGGCUGUUGAGGCGUUCCGCGACGCGGUGCAGCAGGCGGGCGCCAGCACGGGGAAUAAGAAGGGGAUGUGGGCGGACUCCAAGGUACAAGACUUGGUUCAGUAUAAUGAUGGGUUCAAGACAAAAUUGAUCGGGACAAAGGAGCAGAUUGCUGAUCGCAUCCUGUUGCUGAAGAGCUUGGGUGUCAAUCUAGUGCUGGCGGCCUUUCUGCACUACGAGGAUGAUAUCGAGGCGUAUGGUAGGGAGGUGCUGCCGUUGGUGAGGAAGCUGGAGGCUGAGGGGCGCGGCAAGGAUGCUGAAGAUGAGAUUGCAAGGACUGGCGAUAUUUACAGGAAGUAGGGUAUCGUUUUUGGGUAUCGUUCUUGGGUAUCGUUCUUGGGUAUCUUUCUUGGGUAUCUUUCUUGGGUAUCUUUCUUGGGUAUCUUUCUUGGGUAUCGUUCUUGGGUGUCGUUCUUGGGUGUCGUUCUUGGGUGUCGUUCUUGGGUGUCGUUCU